This is a messenger RNA of Panicum virgatum (switchgrass), 1269 nucleotides long. RefSeq names its product polygalacturonase inhibitor 1-like. The record is from RefSeq and is a predicted model, not a curated record. Gene Ontology annotation, molecular function: protein binding. Lineage: Eukaryota; Viridiplantae; Streptophyta; Magnoliopsida; Poales; Poaceae. Bases 1 to 1011 code for a protein of 336 amino acids. The transcript is spliced from 2 exons.
AUGGACUGCAACAGCAGUGACCGAGCUGCCCUCGUAAAGAUCAAGGAGCAGCUCGGCAACCCUCCCGAGCUAUCUUCAUGGCUCCCAGCCACGAACUGCUGUGCCUGGGACAACACCAUUGUAUGCUCCGAGACUGGACGCGUCUACCUCGUGGCCCUAUUUCGACUCAAUGUCACUGCUCCCAUCACUUCAGCCUAUGGUGACCUGCCAAUGUUGCAGACCAUUCAGCUUGACACCAUGCCGGGCCUGUAUGGUCCGAUCCCCUCUUCCUUUGCCAAGCUCUCGCACCUUGAGCUCCUUGAUAUCACUGGCACACAAGUCUCCGGGCCCAUUCCAGACUUCCUAGUGAAAACCAACCUCAGUGCUCUGACCAUCACAAACCGCAAGCUGACAGAGCAUAUUCCCCAGUACCUGAGCAAGGUUCUAAAUAGCGGGCUAAGGGCUAUAGUGGUCUAUAGCGGAAGCUAUAGCGGGAGAUUUAAAACUUUGUACCUGAGUCGCCUCUCCAACCUCAGAUACAUAGACCUCAGCAGCAACAUGCUCAGUGGAACUAUACCUCCUGGAUUGCUCCAUGGAAGCUUCCGAUUCCUCAUCCUGUCCAAUAACAUGCUUACAGGACAGAUCCCGGAGGAUUAUGCCUAUGGAGACAUCGACACCAUUGAUCUUUCACACAACCAGCUCACAGGUGACCCAUCGUUCUUAUUUGGUACCGCAAAGCCGAUGACAAAGAUUGAUCUGUCAUGGAAUGAGCUUGAGUUCGACAUGACGAAGGUCAGGUUUCCCUACCACCUGACCUAUUUGGACCUCAGCCAUAACCAUAUCAAAGGAGGGGUGUCCAAGUUCCUCAAGGAUAUAAAGCUUGGGCACUUCAAUGUCAGCUACAAUGAUCUUUGCGGCAAGAUACCAACUGGGCGGUUCAUGAUAUACCAUGGAGCAGAUUCUUAUGUUCACAAGUGCCUCUGUGGCACACCUUUACCCCCCCUGCAAGAAACGAGAGUAGCGAAUAAUUAGCUAGGGUAAUAAAGCAAUAAGUAAAAACUUAUGUAUUUUUUGCGACUGUUGCUCUGAUUUCUAUUCUGGUUUUGGUUAGAUGUGAAGUGUGCUGUUAGUAUUUUUGCGAGGCAUUUGUGUCAGAUCAACAGAUCAUCGACCUGAAAUACAACUCCUUUCUGAAUUCGUCAACAUUAAUAUCAGAUGUUGUUUCACAGUAUUACUGACAGCACAUCUUUAAGUGUUUCAAUAUUUUAUCUCCAGUUGUUCAUGUUUUUA